Letharia lupina is the source of this 258-nucleotide messenger RNA. RefSeq lists its product as uncharacterized. Bases 1 to 258 code for a protein of 85 amino acids. The transcript has a single exon. NCBI's taxonomy places the organism in Eukaryota, Fungi, Ascomycota, Lecanoromycetes, Lecanorales, Parmeliaceae. The record is from RefSeq and is a predicted model, not a curated record.
AUGCCCCAGCUACUUGCUAAAGUACGGCAUCUGUGCGCAUGUUCAGUCUACUACAGUGAUUCUGAACACUCUCGUGGGUCUACAGCUGAGCCGUAUGACUGGCAGACUUGGUUUGGGCUCUGGGAGAUCCUGGCAACGCUUAUGCCUGGGCUGAAGAAGCUGAAGCUGAAGAUGGAGUAUACGGGGCGCAAGGAAGAAGUUGGGGUAGAGCAAGGAUGGGUAGAAUUUAUGGUUGGAGUCAAACAUGUCAAGAUAUGA